AAUUCAUUUCUGAACGCCAUAAGACGUUUUUCGCUUUUGAGUACAAUACACUACCUGGCUACUACACCAAAAUGAACAAACUCCUUCUAGCAGUUGCUUUUUUCAUCGCUACCACGAUGACUAUGGUCCAGGCAGCACCGGCCAAAUAUACUACUAAAUACGACAACGUAAAUAUCGAUGACAUUCUGAACAACGACCGCUUGGUCGCCAGCUACUUCAAGUGUCUGAUGGAAACAGGAAAAUGUACGCCAGAAGGCGAAGAAAUCAAACGUUGGUUACCAGAAGCAGUAGAGAAUAAAUGUGAAGACUGUUCGGAAAAACAAAAAAUAGGUUCCGAAAAAAUCAUUAAGUUUCUAUUUGAAAAGAAAAAUGAUAUGUGGAAACAACUUGAAGAAAAAUAUGACCCUAAAGGACUAUACAGACAACGUUAUUCGGAAGAUGCAAAGAAAUUGAACAUUGACGUUUAAAUUAAUUAUAAAAUAACAUAUAGGUAGCAACUAUUAUUGUGUUAUUUUUAUUUAAUACAAAUAAUCGAUGCAAUUUGUUGUUAUAAAAUGGCACAUUUCAAAAAUAUUUCUUAUUUAUUUACACUUAUUAUAUUCUUUCGUACAAUAUUUUAUAACUUUUUUAAAUAUAAUAUUUAUUAUUUAUACAUUUUUAAAAAAAUAUACAUGAGAUGAUAAUCAAA
Molecule: messenger RNA, 688 nt
Organism: Acyrthosiphon pisum (pea aphid)
Lineage: Eukaryota; Metazoa; Arthropoda; Insecta; Hemiptera; Aphididae
Product: ejaculatory bulb-specific protein 3-like
Exons: 2
Coding region: 72-467 (131 amino acids)
Source: RefSeq, marked provisional